GAGCAAUCGCGAGCGACUCGUGACGGACACGUUUGCGGCCUAACCACUGUACACAAAUAAAACUAUAUAUUCACCACAAGAAACCCUAAUUCCAAUCUCUUUGUUCACUUGCGUCGCCCAACUUCUCUGCAGCUUACGGCCUCUUUCACUCCGGAGAUUUUCGAGAAUUUAGAGAGUGAAAGGAUCGAUCUUGUGAAACAACAAUGGCUUUGGUUCUGCAUUCCUCUGAGAACAAAAAUGCAUUCAAGGCACUUAUUGCCGCGGAGUACACUGGUGUAAAGGUUGAACUGGCAAAGGAUUUUCAGAUGGGCGUGACAAAUAAGACCCCGGAAUUCAUCAAGAUGAAUCCUAUUGGGAAAAUUCCUGUGCUGGAAACACCCGAUGGCUGUGUUUUUGAAAGCAAUGCUAUUGCACGCUAUGUGGCUCGAUCGAAUCCUGAUAGCCCCUUAUAUGGGUCAUCGUUGAUUGAUUAUGGUCACAUUGAGCAGUGGAACGAUUUUUCUGCUACUGAAAUCGAUGCUAACAUAGCAUCCUGGUUAUACCCGAGGUUUGGAUUUCGUCCAUAUAUUCCCCAGGCUGAGGAGGUUGCAAUUGCCAAUUUAAAGAGGGCUUUGGGAGCUUUGAACACUCACCUUGCCUCAAACACCUACUUGGUCGGGCACAGUGUUACGCUUGCAGACAUUGUUAUGGUCUGCAACCUUGCUUUUGGAUUCAAGAUGGGCCUGACCAAGAGCUUCACCUCUGAGUUCCCUCAUGUGGAGAGGUAUAUCUGGACAUUGGUCAACCAGCCCAACUUCAAGAAGUUUUGGGGUGAUGUCAAGCAGGCUGAGUCUGUCCCCCCUGUUGCGUCCAAGAAGCCGGCCCAGCCCAAGGAGGCUGAAAAGCCCAAGGCAAAGGAGGCUAAGAAAGAGGAGGUAAAGCCCAAGGAAGUAGCAGCUGAGGCAGAGGAAGCUCCCAAGCCCAAGGCUAAGAAUCCAUUGGAUCUGUUGCCUCCUAGCAAGAUGAUUUUGGACGAGUGGAAGAGGCUUUAUUCUAACACCAAGACCAACUUCCGUGAGGUUGCAAUCAAAGGAUUUUGGGACAUGUAUGAUCCUGAAGGAUACUCUCUGUGGUUCUGUGACUACAAAUACAAUGACGAGAACACAGUUUCGUUUGUCACCUUAAAUAAGGUGAGCGGCUUCUUGCAGAGGAUGGACCUCGCUCGCAAGUACGCUUUCGGGAAAAUGCUCAUCAUUGGCUCGGAGGCUCCUUACAAGGUCAAAGGGCUGUGGCUCUUCCGUGGCACUGAGAUUCCCCAGUUUGUUGUGGACGAGUGUUACGACAUGGAGCUCUAUGAUUGGGCCAAGGUGGACAUCAAUGACGAGGCCCAAAAGGAGCGUGUGAACCAGAUGAUUGAAGAUGCCGAGCCCUUUGAGGGAGAGGCCUUGUUGGAUGCGAAGUGCUUCAAGUGAAGGGAUGGAGGUUUGUUUUGCAUUUUUUGUUUUGGUUAUGUGUAACCUACGGGGAGAAUUUUCGUUUAUGGUGAUGAAUUCUAACUUCUAAGUUAUAUUUGGUUUUGACGGUCUUGAAUUUUGAUGUAUGUGGUGUGGUGAGGUUUAAGCUGAGUUUUUGAACAAGUGUGUGGGGAGGCUUUUUAUCUGAGUUUGAACCUUUGCUUUUGAAUUUUUCUAGUGUUGAUUUGAAUGAACUUGUGCUUUACAUUUUCGUGUCAUGUUCGUGUUGAAAACUUCGUUUAUUAUUUU
Molecule: messenger RNA, 1742 nt
Organism: Striga asiatica
Lineage: Eukaryota; Viridiplantae; Streptophyta; Magnoliopsida; Lamiales; Orobanchaceae
Source: the annotation of a GenBank genome assembly